AUGGCUGAGGAAGAGUUUCCGCUCUAUCCCGCCGCCAUCUACCUUCCCCCAAUUGCGGGUUUGGCCAUCAUCCUUGACGUUCCCCCUCUCAUCUGGCAUGUGCGCAACCACAACCUUGCUGCAGCUGCUCUGGUCGGCUGGUUCAUCGCCUACAACUUCUUCGCCUUGAUCAACGCUCUGAUCUGGGGCAAUGAAGAUGUGCGCCACUGGUUUCCCGGAUACGGUGUCUGCGACGUCGAGGUCUACGUCAUGGUAGCUGGCUGGACCGGCAUCAGCACCGCCCUUCUUUGCAUCAUGCGUGGUCUCGCCAAAGUCCUUGACACCAAGAACCAAGUCGUGAGGCCUUGUCGAGCCCAGCGUAUCCGCCAAUAUCUCAUCGAUGCCAUCAUCUGCUGGGCUCCUCCCAUCCUCCAGCUUGGCCUGUUCGACAUCGUCAAGGUCUACCGUUACUACAUCUAUGACAUUAGCGGCUGUGUGCCAGCCAUCGACAACAGUUUGGUCGGCGUUGGUCUGAUCUAUAUCUGGCCGCUAGUCAUUGACUUCGUCGUUGGAUACUACGCCGUCCUCGUCAUCGUGCGUAUGCAUCGCUACCGCGCCGAGUUCUCGCGCCUUGUCCACUCACACAACACCACACGCUCACGGUUCCUGCGCCUCUUCCUUCUUUCAACCUUGAUCCUUCUCGGCAUCCUCCCCGCCCAGGCCACCAUCCUAUACUUGAACCUGCUCCACCCAUUUCUGAAAUACUCAUGGUCACGCAACCACGACCCCGUCCAACGUGCCACGAUCCAGCCCUAUCUCACCCACGGCGAACCUAUUCCCGACCGCUGGGUCAGCCUCGCCUGCGGCUUCCUCCUCUUUCUCUUCUUCGGCCUCGGCACCGACGCCUCGGACAUGUAUCGCUCAUGGGCCAAGAACCUGAGCCCCGCCCGACUGUUCAAGAGAAGCGACGGCCAUCCUCAUCAAGGCAUGUUCCACAUCAUCCGCAACGGCGGCAGCAGCAGCGGCAGCAGCAGCGGAAACACUCCCAUCUCCCCAUCCGCCCGCUCCACCUUCAGCUGCAAGACGUACCUCACCUCGUCCACCACGACCGCCCGCAGCAACAGCACCGCCGGGAGCGGCGGCAAAUCCUUCUUCUCCCUCUCAAAGUCCCUCUGCAAGUCGCCCCUGGACCUGUGGCGCACGAGCGCCGGUGCCGACACCACGACCACGUCUUCGAACAACACCAGGUCCGGCAGCACCGCGCCCAUCCUGCCACUCCAUCAUCACCGCCACCCGGACAGCAGCGACGGCAACCGCAACGCGCGUAUUCCGAGCAUCGCCACCGCCACUACCGCCGCCCCAUCCGCUGCGCUCGCGCCGCCGACCAUCGACACAUCCAUUUCGAUGACGCCGCUCGCCAAGGCCAUCCGGAAAGCCAGCGUCGGGACGCUGAUCGAGGACGACGACGACGAUGCCACGACGGUGAGCGGCUCGCCGGUGGUCGUGGUUGACGAUCUGGAGAAGAGUGGCGGCGGCGGCGGCGGCGGAAGCGUAUCAGCUGGGAUCCGGAGGACUGGUGAGCUGCAGGGCCUGGGGAUCGAGAUGGUGGGGAUGCGGAGCCCGAGGACGGAGCUGUAG
Molecule: messenger RNA, 1617 nt
Organism: Diplodia corticola
Lineage: Eukaryota; Fungi; Ascomycota; Dothideomycetes; Botryosphaeriales; Botryosphaeriaceae
Product: a-pheromone receptor
Exons: 2
Coding region: 1-1617 (538 amino acids)
Biological process (GO): G protein-coupled receptor signaling pathway
Cellular component (GO): membrane
Molecular function (GO): mating-type factor pheromone receptor activity
Source: RefSeq, a predicted model, not a curated record